Vanrija pseudolonga is the source of this 1290-nucleotide messenger RNA. RefSeq lists its product as uncharacterized. Lineage: Eukaryota; Fungi; Basidiomycota; Tremellomycetes; Trichosporonales; Trichosporonaceae. The transcript has a single exon. Bases 1 to 1290 code for a protein of 429 amino acids. The record is from RefSeq and is a predicted model, not a curated record.
AUGAAGUUCAACGCAGUUGCCUUUACCCUCCUCGCUGUCCUUGCUGCCGGUGCCAAUGCCCAAGAGGCAGCGGCUGGUAGUGGCAGUGGCGCCGCCGCCACUCCCUCGGCUGGCGGUUCGACCGGUGCCCCCUCGGCCGGUGCCAGCGGCAGUGUGGCUCCCUCCGGCGACGCGUCAAGUGGCGCGCCGUCCGCCUCAGCCCCCGCAACUGGUGCACCCUCGGCAUCUGGCACCGCCGCGUCAGGCUCUGGUGCUGCGACUGGGGCUCCCUCGGGCUCGGGUAGCGCCGCUCCUUCUGGGGGAGCUUCCGGCAGCGCCGCGCCGUCUGGGGGAGCUUCCGGCAGCGCCUCUGCCUCGGGCUCGGCUGUCGCCUCGGGUUCUGGCGUCCCAUCUGGCGCGGGUUCAUCGGGCUCAGGAGCUCCGUCUGCCUCAGGCGGUGCCAGCGGCGGCGUCACGACUGGCGGCGUAGCCCCCACCGGCGGUAGCGGUGGCGCAACGACUGGCGACGUCGCGCCCACGGGCGGCAGUGGUGGCCGCUCUGCGGCACCCUCGGGCUCGGGCGGUGGCCACCACACCCACGCGACCCACACGCACAAGAGCAAGACCAAGCACCCCAAGACUACCAAGACGUGCAAGAAGCCCAAGAAGACCAAGUCGAAGACUUCGCACGCGCCCAAGCCGACCGGCGGCUCGGGCGGCGGCGGCUCGGGUGGUGGUGGCUCGGGUGGUGGUGGCUCUGGCGGCGGCGGAUCUGGCGGCGGUGGAUCCGGUGGUGGUGGAUCUGGCAGUGGUGGUGGAGCCGGGGGCAUCACGUACCCCGUCCCCUCCGGCGCUGCCACUGGCGCACCUGCCCCCUCUGGCGCUGCCUCUGGCGCAUCUGCUCCCUCCGGCGCUGCCUCGGGCACGUCUGCCCCCUCCGGCGCUGCCUCGGGCACGUCUGCCCCCUCCGGUGCAACCUCGGGCACAGCAGUGCCCACAGGCUCGUCCGGAGGCGCGGCGUCAGGCUCCGCAGCCCCGACGGGCGCUGCGAGCGGGGCGAGCGGGGCUCCCGCGGGCUCGGGCGCGAGCGCCUCUGGCGGUGCCGCGACUGGUAGUGGCUCGGCUGCCUCCGCCCCGUCGGGGUCGGGUGCGGGCACCGGUUCGUCCGGCGCUGCGCCUACUGGUGCAUCGGCCGCUCCCACCGGUGCCUCCGCCGCGCCUUCUGGCGCCUCAGCUUCCGGGUCUGCGGCGCCGGCGGGCAGCGCUGCUCCCCCAGUGCGCAGGAAGCGUCUCCUUCCCAUCGCGCUCUGA